This is a messenger RNA of Micropterus dolomieu (smallmouth bass), 948 nucleotides long. RefSeq names its product peroxiredoxin 6 (gene prdx6). Gene Ontology annotation, cellular component: cytosol; mitochondrion. The coding region runs from base 85 to 750 and encodes 221 amino acids. Lineage: Eukaryota; Metazoa; Chordata; Actinopteri; Centrarchiformes; Centrarchidae. The transcript is spliced from 5 exons. Gene Ontology annotation, molecular function: peroxiredoxin activity. The record is from RefSeq and is a predicted model, not a curated record. Gene Ontology annotation, biological process: cellular oxidant detoxification; cell redox homeostasis.
UUCAUGUGGCGCUGAAAACGUCACGCCAGCCAGUCAGGUUGUCCUCCUGUCUUUCUCUUGAGUCUGAGCUGCGGAGAGCCGACCAUGCCUGGACUUCUGCUGGGAGACGAGGUCCCCAACUUCGAGGCCGACACCACCAUCGGCAAGAUCAAGUUCCACGAUUUCCUUGGAAGCUCAUGGGGUAUCCUGUUCUCCCACCCAAGGGACUUCACUCCUGUCUGCACCACUGAGCUCGCCCGUGCCGCUAAACUCAGCGGUGAGUUCAAGAAACGAGGUGUGAAGAUGAUCGCCUUGUCCAUUGACAGUGUUGAGGAUCACCGCAACUGGAGCAAGGAUGUGAUGGCAUUUAACAGCGAGACUGAAAGCCCUCUGCCCUUCCCCAUCAUCGCCGAUGACAAGAGAGAGCUGUCCGUCCAACUGGGCAUGCUGGACCCCGAUGAACGUGACAAGGAUGGAAUUCCCCUCACCGCUCGCUGUGUCUUUGUAAUUGGCCCUGACAAGAAGCUGAAGCUGUCCAUCCUCUACCCUGCCACCACCGGUAGGAACUUUGAUGAGUUGCUCCGAGUUAUCGACUCCCUGCAGCUCACUGCGCAGAAGAAGGUUGCCACACCUGUCGACUGGAAGCCUGGCGACAAAGUUAUGGUCAUUCCCUCUCUCUCUGAGGAGGAAGCUGCUGCUCUGUUCCCCAACGGUGUGACCGCUAAAGAGGUGCCCUCUGGAAAGAAAUACUUGCGCUACACCCAGCCUUGAAGAGACACUUAAGGCGACCUCCUGCUCUAGUUUACUGCUUUUUGACCUGGAGAUCCUGACCAAAUGCAAAUAUGCACUUCUGGUUUGGUAACUAUUUUUUUUAGUCAUGCAAUAUGUCCAGCAAUGAACCAGGAGUAUUUAUAAUGUCACUGUACAGUGCCUUGAUUACCUUUCUUCAAUAAACACACUUUUCACACA